AUGGAAGCACUUCUUGACCAAGCCCGCACAAUCUGGGAAGGCGAGAUCGACUUCCACGGCCAACGCCUCGCCGAAUACCUCAACUACGGCCUGCUCUCCCUCUUCGGCUUCAUCGCCUUCCUCGUCGGCUUCAUAGCACAAGACAUCUACCAAACAUUGUACAUUGGUCUCGGCGGCACGGCGUUGACGUUCCUGAUUGUCGUACCGCCAUGGCCAUUCUUCAAUCGGCAUCCGUUGGCUUGGCUGCCGCCGAGGACGGGAAGGGGGACGGACUAUGGCGAGAUUGUUGUGGAUGGGAAGAAAGUGGGUUAG
Baudoinia panamericana UAMH 10762 is the source of this 312-nucleotide messenger RNA. RefSeq lists its product as uncharacterized. Bases 1 to 312 code for a protein of 103 amino acids. Lineage: Eukaryota; Fungi; Ascomycota; Dothideomycetes; Mycosphaerellales; Teratosphaeriaceae. The transcript is spliced from 2 exons. Gene Ontology annotation, biological process: protein targeting to ER. The record is from RefSeq and is a predicted model, not a curated record. Gene Ontology annotation, cellular component: signal peptidase complex; endoplasmic reticulum membrane.